GCCCCACCCUUGCAUCUCAUCCCCUUACCUCAUCCCCCUUCCGCCACUGCUCUUUCUUUCAUUCAUUUCUUCCCUUUGUACCGUGAGAUGCAGAGAGGAAGAGAAGGACGGGGGGAGGCAUGGAGGGAAGGAGAGGGACCUUUUGUUGGCUUUCAGGUGGUUUCACAUGAAAAGCCAAAGUACACACCUAGGUUGCCGCCACUGACGACCCACGGCGUCUCACUUGCUUCCGCUGAGCACACCUGAGUCAGCCUUCAAUUGCCUCUGCACGAAUACAAACACUGGCACAUUUGCUUGUACAUGCGUCUCCAGACAUGCAAGUGUGCAAAAAUAGGCACACACUUCUGUUGAUUUGUUGUUUUUAUCUAGCUUGGAUUGGAAAGGUUCUGGUAGGUGUUAGAUGUACAGGGCUAGGGUGGGAAAGAGGUUAUGUGAGGGGGAUGGGGCAGGGGAUGUGGGUGAGGAGGUGAGGUGGGAUGGAGUGUGUGUGUUGGGGGGGUUGAUUGCACGGAUACUUUCUCUGUUCUCUCCCUGAAUGGGCUCUUCUUGCUGCAAGGAGCUCAGGUAGCUGUGUGUGUGUGCGUGUGUGUGUAUGUGUUUUAUUCCCAGGUAGACCAUGGUGAGUGCUCUCAAGUUAGUGUCAGGUGUCAGGUAGCUACUUGUCUUUGUGUCUUCAAGGCUGCCGUUGCUUGGUUAGUGUUUACAGCCCAGAGAGGGAGAGAGGAAGGAUGGGGGAGAAGAGGGGAGGGAGCUCUGGCUUUGAUCUGAUGCAGACUGUUUGAUAGUGUGUGUGUGUGAGCGAGGGAGUGAGUGUGAGAAAAAAGAAGAGAGAGGCGCACGCAUACUUUUUCCAGUUGCAUGAACAAAUGCUAACAACUGUUAGCAAGCCUUUCUGGAGCCCUGAGAACAAUUUGAUUUAACCCCCCCAUCUAAAAAAAAUGUGUGAUUUGAACAUUAUUGACACACAUGGUCAAGUAUAGCACUAAAUAACUCAAUUGACAGAUUUAUCCCACAACAAAUGUUUCAUACAGACAAUAGCAAUGUUUUCUUUAAAGAGCCUAUCCGGUUUAAUGGGAUUCAAACUUUUUUCAUCUUACACAGUAUCAAGUAAACUUGUAUGCCAUUUGUAUCUCUCUGUGUGAAGUAAGAAGGCGUGCUGAAUGUGAGAUUAGCUAGUUAAAUUACUGAUGUUGAGGGAUCAGUAGCAGCUCUGCUCAAAAAUACACCACCACUGCACUGGUUCUUUAGUACUCAAUCAUUUUUACAUACAUACAAAUGUAUAUAUUAGCCCAGUGCCUUAGAAUAUGCAUCUACUUUCAAACUACUUUCUUUAUAAACUAAUUUUAAAGACGCUUUUUACCUCUUUGGUUGACAAUGAGGUUGAAAUCAGUUGCUUGAGUGUUAGAAAACUGGAUGAGGCUACACUGACUCACAUUUAACCUUCCACACAUCCAUCAGAAAUGCCAGAGCAGGUGCAAUUUUAACAAAUAUACAGCUGACUCUUCUAACAGUAAGGUGCACCAUGCAUGGUUGUCAGCAUAUUUGUGAUUGAAGGGGAAAAGGAUCACAAAUGAAAGGAAUAUAGAGAGACCAAUAAGAGAGCGAGACAGGCAGAGAUGGAGAGGCAGCAGACCAGAUAUGCAGGUUUUACAGUACGUGUGUUUUAGGGCUUCCCCAGGGCCAGACAAUUAAAGAGCAUUUAAAAAGAUGACAGGGCUCUGUGCGCAAGAAGGGGUGAGGUGCUGAGCCCAGGGAGCGCUUGCGGGUGUAUGAGGAGCAUGUGUGUGUGUGUAUAUGUUGCUGUAGUGCAGGAUCAAGCAAGGUGUUGCUCUGAAGGGUCUGUAUAUCUGCCUAUUUGCAUAUGAGGUAGUGAAAGAAAGAAAUACCAUAAAACAUCACUUGGAAACAAUUCAGGCAACAUUUUUUAAACCGACAAUAGACAGAGAGCAUCAACGCACAUUCCACUACAAAGAGGGAGAAAAGCGAGAGCAGAGAGAGAGAGAGAGAGAGAGAGAGAGAGAGAGAGAGAGAGAUAGAGAGAGAGAGCGCAUGAGAGAGAGACUAUGUGUGGAACAGCUCUGAAAGAGUUUUUGUGGUGCAACAAAGGCCCCUCAGAAAACACAGUGGCAUAGGAAUGUUAAUUAAUUAAUGAGAAACUAUUCAGCCUACAGAGAAUUUUGGAGAAAGAAAGACAGAAGAGAUAGAUGGACAGACCAGCUGGAGCGGUAGACAAAUUCAACUGGGGGCAAAGAAAUUUAUGACUGUAUAGUUUUCAAAUAGCAUGGUGUGCAGUUAUUCCAUUCCCAGUUUCAUAAAUUCUCAUGUUGCAUCAUUGUUCUUGGCUUCGUACAUGCGUGCACUUGCGUGCAUACAACAGUUCCCCAAGCCUCCACUUUCCAGGAACUAAGAGAACCUUGUUUUCCACAUUGGCUACCGUGCAUUUUUCCGUUAAUCCAGAGGGGUUUGAAAAGAUUUCGUGAGCACAAGUGGUUAUCAACUCAUUGAAGACCAUGUAAUCCCUCUCUUAAACCAUGAAAAUCACCAAAACAUGAAUUAUGAGGUGUGAUUUAAUGUUAACCCCAUUGAGGAUUUCUGCUAAAUUGCUCAAAUAUAUUGGAAUCAUCAAUUGGUGCAUUGUUAUAUUAAUUAAUCCCUAUUUCAAGUACUGAACUAUACUGCUUCUGGGAGAUACUUCUAAAAUCGAACAAAAGGAUAGCAUAAAGUCAGCUCUGCUUUGAAUGGCGAGCCAGUUUUACUUUCUUUGAUUUGUUAUAAUUAUAGAAUGCAUCAUUAGGAGGUUAUGUAACAUCCCGUACAUAUGAAGCAGAGAGUCUAAUUUUACAGCAUUCUUAUCUGGAAGUAUACAGCCAUCAUUUGUCUUCAGCGUAUCAGGAAAAGCACAGAUUUGAUUUUCGUACAAAAUCUACACAGACAAGAAUUAUGUGUUUGAAUAAAAGAAAGGUAGGUUGGAUGAGAUUAUUUUCAAGAUUCUCAGGAAAACCUGCAAGUGAGCACAUCGACUAUGAAAUACAGAUCGGCUUUAGCCCGAGGCAGCUGACACUUCUUUACAAAUCCACACUCCUCUCUCUAUAGACCGGAGUGUGUGUGUGUGUGUGUGUAUAUGAAAUGGAUAUGCGAGUUCCUUUGCGCCGGUCACUCAUAAUCUGUUAUUUUCUAUGGGUGACCCAUGUGCGUGUGUGUGCGAUCGCGACAUUCCAGCAGCAGAAACCUGAGAAGGUGUGACUUACAAGACACUGGAUUUGGCUCUUUCUGGGGACUGAGGGGUGCUGAAGUGUCAGAAUUCCAAUUUCCUCCAAACAGUCACUUCCAGUCACACACUCUCACCCUCUGCAUCCCUCUCACAGAGUCAAACACAGCCAGUCUUAUCCCUCAGAGCUUUCUUUUUCAUCCUCUCUCUUCCAGCUAUAAACACCCUCCCUCAUUUUCUCCCAGUUCCAUUCAUAAGGUCCCUCAAGAAGAAAUCUCGUCUCACACCACUGUACUGCCAAGCCACCCCCUUCAGCAAACUAAACACUCACUCUUUCUUAUCACAUCGAGCUUUUAGUUAAAGUAAAACAAGGGGAGAGGAAGAGAGGGAGAAAGAGAGGGAAGAGUUUGAGGAUUGUGGGUCCCUCCUACUUUCCGGAGAUGCUCCAGCCCAUCCCUAAAUUGUGGACCAAUGAGGGUGGCUCAUUCAAAACUCAUGCGCUCCUUCUACAAUAGGUAAGGAGAGAGAGGGAGAGAGAGAGGGAGAGAGCAAAAUAUAUAUACAAGGAGUGAGAGAGAGAGAGUGGGAGAAAGAGGGACUGUGUUUGGGGGAGAAAGAGAGCAAGAAAGGAGAGGGCAGACAGGGAAAAGACGCAAGAAGUUCCAAACAACCCCUGGGGAUAAAGUGGUGACUGAGAGAUAUAGAGAGAUGAGGAGAUAGAACUUGUGACAGGGACCGUUUUACAGUGUGGACAACCUUACCAGGAGAAAAGGACAGUAAGGGGCUUUUGCACAGAGCCAGAAGCUGAGUAUUUGGGAAAGCAAAGAAACAUUGAAACCUCCUUACUUGAUCAAAGCUGCCUCUUCAAACACCAUAGAGGAAAAAAAAGAGUGUGACAAGACAGACAUCUCUACAGGUGUAGUUGAAGACAGGUGGACAUUCAGACAUGCUGCCUGUGCUUCUGCUUCUCUGUGUGACUGGAGGAGUUUGGGGGUCCGCCCCCGGAGUGUGGGGGUACGGACGGAUCCAGGACAGACAGGGGCAAGCGGCAGCGCUGUGCCCGUCUCCGUGCCAGUGUGAAGAAGAUGGGAUCUUUGUCAUGGUGGACUGCUCGGAGUUGGGACUAUCGUCUGUGCCGACCAACCUCAGCCCUCUCACCACUUACCUGGAUCUCAGCAUGAACAACAUCAGUGAGAUCCAGCCCAGAGCCUUCCACCGACUGCACCUGUUAUCAGAACUGCGUAUCUCAGGGAAUCAGCUGAGGUAUAUCUCAGGCCACGCUCUCCAGGGUCUCCACAACCUCAAAGUUCUGAUGAUACAAAACAACCAAUUGGAGAGACUUCCUGAUGAUGCUCCAUGGGACCUACCCAACCUUCUAUCCCUGCGUCUCGAUGCUAACCUGUUGUCUGAGGUUCCUGCCGGGGCCUUUAGAGGGGUUCGCGCCCUAAGACACCUGUGGUUGGACGACAACUCCCUCACAGAGAUCCCAGGGACGGCCCUGGACUCUCUGCCCUCCUUGCAGGCCAUGACGCUGGCCCUCAACCACAUCACACAUAUCCCAGAUUAUGCAUUCACCAACCUCUCCGCCCUUGUCGUUCUGCAUCUUCAUAACAACCACAUCCAGAGCAUGGGUGCGAGAUGUUUUGAAGGUUUACACAGUCUGGAGACACUGGAUUUAAACUACAAUGAUCUGCAGGAGUUCCCUGUGGCCAUCAGGACACUGAGUAAGCUUCAGGAACUGGGCUUCCAUAACAACAAUAUCAAAGCCAUCCCUGAGAGGGCCUUCGUGGGAAACCCUCAGCUCCAAACCAUUCAUUUCUAUGAAAACCCCAUCCAGUUUGUGGGAAAGUCCGCUUUCCAGUUCUUACCCAAGUUGCACACACUUUCUCUUAAUGGGGCAACCCAGAUUCAAGAGUUUCCCGAUCUGAAAGGAACCACCAGCCUGGAAAUUUUGACGCUGACUCGGGCCGGUCUCACAGCUCUCCCUCCGGAUCUGUGUGAGCAGCUGCCUCGUCUCAGAGUGCUGGAGCUGUCUUACAACCAGAUUGAAGAUCUGCCCAGUUUUUACCACUGCUCUGCACUGCAAGAGAUAGGGCUCCAGCACAACCAAAUCAGGAGGAUAGAGUCAAGCACCUUCCAGCAGCUCACCUCUCUCAGAGCACUUGAUCUGAGCUGUAAUAUGAUCGAGUGGAUCCACCUGGACGCCUUUGCCUCGCUUCACUCCUUGAUCAAACUGGACCUGACGGAGAACCGUCUCAGCUCAGUGCCUGUUGCCGGUUUGGGGGGUCUCACCCAUCUCAAGCUGAGGGGGAACACUGAACUAUAUGAGGCCUUCAGUCCUGACUACUUCCCCCGUAUGAGGGUAAUAGAGAUGCCUUACGCCUACCAGUGCUGUGUGUAUGGUUCCUGUGAUAGCUACAAGACAGUCGGCCAAUGGGACACCGAGCAGAGCAACACUGACGAGGACCUACACAGGAGGACCGUGGCUAUGUACCCUAUCCACGCGGACACACACUAUGACCCUGACCUUGAGGAGUUCCAACUAGAAAUAGAGGAAUCCAAACUACAGACCAGUGUCCAAUGCUCACCCACUCCAGGUCCUUUCCGUCCCUGUGACUCUCUGUUGGGCAGCUGGCUGGUUCGUGUGGGCUUGUGGUCCAUCUCCUUAGUGUCUCUUCUGGGGAACUCCCUCCUGCUCCUCUCCCUCUUCGGCUCACCCGGCUACCUGUCACCGCUCCGCUUCACUGUGGCCUGCAUGGGUGCUUCCAACCUGCUAACGGGCGUGUGCACGUGCACCCUGGCCCUCGUGGACGCUCUAACCUUGGGAGAGUUCGGUCACCACGGUGCCCGCUGGGAGGCGGGUCCUGGCUGUCAAGCCACGGGAUGGGUCUGGGUGUUUGCGUCUGAAGCAAGCGUACUGCUGCUGACUCUGGCAGCUGUGCAGUGUGGCGUGAGCGUGACAUGUGCCCGUGCCUUUGGGAAGUCCCCAUCCCUUGGGAGUGUGCGUACAUGUGCACUUGUCUGCCUAACUCUCUCCCUCACUCUUGCUUCUCUCCCACUGGUAGGAGUCGGGGAGUACGGGUCCUCACCUUUCUGCCUUCCCUCACCCCUGCCACCCCCAUCCUCUCGACUACCAUCCUCCCUUGGCUUUCCCUUGGCGCUUAUUAUGAUGAACACCCUGUGCUUGCUUAUAGUCACAGGCUCAUACAUUCGCCUUUACUGGGAGUUACUUAGGGGAGAGUGUGAGGGCUUGUGGGACUGUGCUAUGAUUAAACAUGUUGCCUGGCUAAUAUUUACCAAUGGCCUCCUCUAUGUACCGGUAGCUUUUCUCUCCCUCUGCUCCCUGCUGGGUCUCCUAUCUCUGGGCGAGGAAGUGCUAAAAUCAGUUCUCCUGCUUCUCCAGCCCUUGCCUGCCUGCCUCAACCCCCUCCUCUUCCUACUUUUUACACGAGACCACACCCAGUUCUUCUUCUGGCCUCACCCCAAAGCACGUCCACAGCUACGCCGGGACCGCACACUGGACUCGCUGGUUUCUGUGGAGACAGAGAAAAGCUCCUGCUCCGAUUCGUCGACACAAGUGUCACUUGCUGAUGUCGACGCCCUUUACAGUGGCGGGUCCUCUCUCCAACCCCAACUGGAUCCCAUCAGGUUUUCCCACUGCUCCUCUACUUCCUCUGUUCCUCUCAUCCCUUGCCAGAUUCCCACAGCCAGAGAUAGAGACAGGGUGACAGAAGGAGGGAGCCUGAACGACGAGGAAUGUCUCAAGAGUUUAGAUCAAGACGUGAUUCAUAACACUUGCUCCCUGUAUCACUCAGCCAUGAGUCCCUCUCUCCCCUCUCAUCCAUGAGCCUCCAAGCUAGCUGGGACACUAUGGACACUAAAGGACCAUCAUCAAACAGCAAGACCCUCUCGGGGUUAUCAAUCCUCCAGAACCUCAGAAUGAGUCCACACAGAGACUGUAGAGUACUCUAGAGAAGUCUAUGAGAACACAACAAAGUGCCUCUGAAAAUGGAGAGUGCAACUAAAAGCUCCCUUCAAUGUAAAGACUAUUAAAGGAAACACCCCACUACAACAUGUCUGUUAAAAUAAAGGACAAUUUCAGACAUUACCCAGUGGACUGUUUGAGUCAUGGACUCGCAUGACAAAAAGAAAGCUCAAACAAAAGCUGUAAACUACAUGGAAAACCUAAGCAUCUGACAAAUCAAUGGUUAAGCCAGGGGGAAUUAAGGUAGAACCAGUAGAAUUUUAAGUGUAAAUGUUUUUUUUCUGAAAUGUGAUCAUGAGACAUGCAGCUUAGAGGUUACAGAUUGUUUGGUUAUAUUUUAAGAGGGGUUAUCUUAUUAUUUUUAUAAAUAUAAGUUCUAUGCCAUUGCUAAGGUCUGUUUCAAAGAAAGGGAGUCAUUAUCGGACACACAAGGACAUUUGUUUUUACCAGAGUAAGCUACCGUUUUUCAUUCACGGAAAUGUUAUAGUCGGAUAUUUCUUUGCAAUUGUGUAAUAGCGGUUAUGAGAAUGUUAUUCUUUGUGGCAGCAAAAUGCAACAGAUUCAUACGGUUUGCAUGAUUUUUUUUUUUCUUAAAUAUGCAAAUCUGCCCAAAUACGAGGCAUGCAGUUAUACAGACUGAAUGGGAUGUAGCUAUCUUUCCACAGACACUAGAGUAGGCUAGCAAUAUGUACAUACAAUGUAACUACCUCUGAACUAGCAUGGUAUUGACUCACUACAGCCUUAUGAUGUUUGUCUCCCUUUUUAUAUGAUAAGCAGCAAAUAUAUAAUUUUAUAUAUUAAGAAAUAAAUCCUUAGUUUGUAAAAAUACAACUUGCUAUUUAGGAUGUACAUACUUUGUAUACAACUGGUAUGCAUAUGUUUGAAUAAAUCUAUUAUCUUCAUACUGUAUAUACCAUCAACCACUUCACUUAUGCUACUACUGUGAAACACAAAUGCUCACAACACGAGAAGUCUGUAAAACAUUAAAUCAGUUCCAUCAAUUAGUGUUAAAAUAAACUUUAAUAUCACGACACAAACAUAAAAAAGUAUACAUAUAAAUAUGUGGGUAUUUCUGGAUUAAGAAAAGUAAUACAUACAUAGUGAAAUCAAGUGUGUAUUGGCACUGAAUUAAAAGUUAAAAAUCAUACUCUUUCCAACCAGGUGUAUAAGGAAUGUUAUGUCCGGAGAAGAGAGACCUGUGGCUCUUACAAGCGAGAUGGAAGCUACACACAGCUCUUCUUUGGUGGCUCCACUGCCUCCUGGUGCGUCCCGAAAGCCUCUCUUUUGCGGGAUGAAGCUUUCUGAUCUGGAGUAUUUUCUUUGUUGCCUUCCACGACUCCCUGAACAAAGACGAUUCAAAAAAAUAUUUUAGACAAUGACAUCACAUUGCCGAUAUAUAGUCCCCCACAUCCCCAAACUGAAAAUGGUGAAAUGUGGAGGUCGCAUUUGAAUAUAAAUCAUCAAACAGUCUGCAUCACUUUGUUGUAAGUCAAUCUUACAUUCUAUUGAGGGACACCAGCACCACCUUGUGGGCAAAAUAUAACACGACAUAGAACCAAUGCCAUGACGGACAGUACAGUACUGUGGAGGAAGUGACAAUAAUCA
Anarrhichthys ocellatus (wolf-eel) is the source of this 8798-nucleotide messenger RNA. RefSeq names its product leucine-rich repeat containing G protein-coupled receptor 6 (gene lgr6). The transcript is spliced from 18 exons. Gene Ontology annotation, cellular component: plasma membrane. Lineage: Eukaryota; Metazoa; Chordata; Actinopteri; Perciformes; Anarhichadidae. The coding region runs from base 4155 to 7055 and encodes 966 amino acids. The record is from RefSeq and is a predicted model, not a curated record. Gene Ontology annotation, molecular function: protein binding; protein-hormone receptor activity; G protein-coupled peptide receptor activity. Gene Ontology annotation, biological process: adenylate cyclase-activating G protein-coupled receptor signaling pathway; hormone-mediated signaling pathway; activation of adenylate cyclase activity.